AUGGGUAACGUGGAAGUACCGAAAUGGCUGCAAGGGUUGCCAUGGGCGCCCGAGUUUCGGCCCACUGAUACGGAAUUUGCCGACCCAAUCGCGUAUAUAUCCAAAAUUGAGAAGGAAGCUGGCGCCUUUGGGAUAUGCAAGAUUGUGCCACCGCUGCCCAAGCCUUCGAAGAAAUAUGUGUUCUCUAAUUUGAAUAAGUCUCUGGCCAAAUCCCCUGAAUUGGGGGAUGAUGUUGCCUUGUCAAACAUUGGUUCUUCUUCGAAGUUGGGUUCUGAGGAUGGUGUUAGGGAUGGAGAUACGAGGGCAGUGUUUACGACUAGGCAUCAAGAACUAGGACAGAGUAUCAAGAAGAGAAGCGGUGAAAAAGAUUAUCCGCAUUUGGUUUCCCAUAAACAAGUGUGGCAAAGUGGGGAAGCCUAUACAUUGGAACAGUUUGAAUCCAAGUCGAAGGCUUUUGCGAAGAGUGUGCUGGGUUCAAUCAAGGAGGUUAAUCCUUUAGUCAUAGAGGCCCUGUUCUGGAAAGCAGCUUCUGAGAAACCUAUCUAUGUGGAAUAUGCAAAUGAUGUGCCUGGGUCAGCUUUUGGAGAACCUGAGGGUCAGUUUCGGUAUUUCAAUCGUCGGAGAAGGAGACGGGCAUCAUACCAGUCCUAUCGAAGACAUGGGGAAAGCUACAAUUGCAGGAAUAAUAAAAUGGUUGGUUCUGAUAACGCUAUAGCUGAUAAUGUGGCGGAUGCUCCUAGUAAGAAUGACUCAAGUGCAUUGUCGUCUGCUGCUUCAACAACUUCGCUUUCAUCUGAAUUUGUGAGAUCUGAUAACCGAAAGGGUGAAAUUGCUAGUUGCGAUGUGGAAGGCACAGCUGGGUGGAAACUUUCCAACAGCCCUUGGAAUCUUCAAAUGAUUGCUCGUUCACCUGGGUCUCUUACACGUUAUAUGCCGGAUGAUAUCCCAGGGGUUACUUCUCCUAUGAUUUAUAUUGGUAUGCUAUACAGUUGGUUUGCUUGGCAUGUUGAGGAUCACGAGCUUCACAGCAUAAACUUUCUCCAUAUUGGCUCUCCAAAAACAUGGUAUUCUGUUCCUGGAGAUUAUGCUUUUGCUUUUGAGGAGGUUAUCCAAAGACAGGCUUAUGGUGGUCAUGUGGAUCGCCUAGCUGCUCUGUCACUGUUGGGCGAAAAGACAACCCUUCUGUCACCCGAGUUAGUUGUUUCAUCCGGCAUUCCUUGUUGUAGGUUAAUACAGAACCCCGGUGAAUUUGUUGUCACUUUUCCAAGGGCUUAUCAUGUAGGAUUCAGCCACGGUUUUAACUGUGGAGAAGCGGCUAAUUUUAGCACUCCCCAAUGGCUGGAAGUAGCUAAGGAAGCUGCAGUCCGUAGAGCCGCCAUGAAUUAUCUUCCAAUGCUUUCCCAUCAGCAACUGCUAUACUUGUUGACCAUGUCGUUUGUUUCGAGAGUCCCAAGAUCCCUCCUCCCUGGUGCACGGAGUUCUCGCCUAAGAGAUCGCCAAAAGGAAGAAAGAGAGGUGGCUGUGAAAAGGGCUUUUAUAGAAGAUAUGCUACGAGAGAAUAAAACUUCACGUACUAUUCUCAGAAAGGAUCCAGACUGUAAGGUUGUGAUAUGGAAUCCUGAUUUGCUACCUCGUGCGAUGAAAGAGUCUCAGGUGACUGGUAUAACUUGUGCUACUGCUCCCGCACUGGAAGAAAAUCUCUCCCAACCUCAGUUAGAACCUGACAGGGAAAAUACAAAAAGUGAUCUAGUUAAGGAGAUGAGCAAGUAUGUGGAGAGUUUGAAUGCUUUAUAUGCUGAUGGAGGUGAUAUAUCAUGUGAUUUUCAAGUCGAUUCAGGGUCAUUGGUUUGUGUGGCUUGUGGAAUCCUUGGUUUCCCGUUCAUGUGUGUGUUACAACCAUCUGAGCGAGCAUCAGAAGAGCUAUUGCAUGUGGAUAAUAAUACUUCAACCGGCAAUGGCAAACCAACAGUCAGAAUUGCUCAUUCUUCUGGAGAUCGUUUUGACGAUCCUCUUCAUAUGUCUGAUCCGUGUUCAGCUCUAAAAGAUCUUCAUCUGCCUAGAGGGUGGGAUACUUCCAAUAGAUUUCACAGACCCCGAAUUUUCUGCCUGGAGCAUGGUCUUCAAAUUCGCGAGCUGUUGCAGUCUAAAGGUGGCGCAAACAUGCUUCUCAUAUGCCAUUCAGAUUUUCAGAAAAUGAAGGCCUAUGCUACUUCUAUUGCGGAGGAGAUCAAUAUUCAUUUUGAUUACAAAGAGGUACCGUUGGAAAGUGCUUUGAAGGAAGAUCUGAACUUGAUUGAUUUUGCAAUAGACGGUCAAGCCUGGGAGGAAUGUGGGGAGGACUGGACAUCCAAAAUGUGUGUCAACUUACGCCACUGUGUGAAGAUCAGGAAAAAAUCUCCAUCUAAGCAAGUCCAGCAUGCACUGGCUUUAGCAGGACUGUUUUCUGACGGAAGUCCCAAUUCCGAGUUUUCUACUCUCAAGUGGCAAUUCAGAAGAUCUAGGUCAAGAACUAAGCCAAAUCAUUCUGCCGGGUUUUCAAGUGGAAACUUUGAAUCCAACAAAGAUGGCGUGCUGGAGAAAGUUUCAGAGAGUGUGACUAAUAAAGAAGAAACUGUACUAGUUUACACAAGGCGGAAGUUUAAGACCAAAGAACCUUGUACCAUAAAUGGUGCUCAAGGUCAACGAGACUUCAAUCUGCAAAGCUGCAAUGUAUCUUUAAAGAAUAAAACUGGGGCACCUGAAGAUGGUUCAGAAGACGGGGUUGCAGAGAAGCUAAACGAGUUUCAGUUUCUUGAAGCUAAUGCUCAGAUGCAACAGGACACCAAUGAUACUAACGGAAGCAGUGAGAGUGAGAAUCCUUGUUCCAUAAAUGGUCCCAAUUCUAGUGUGCAAGCAGCUAACGUACUGUUGGUGAUACAUAAGGAUGAUAGAACCGAAGAUGUGAUCACUUGUGAUAAUGCUACGAAGCUGAAAGUCCAGGUGGAUGAAGAUGUUGUUCUAGUCAGUGAGGCAUCUGAUAUUGCUAGCUCACCUUCAGCCCAAGAGGAACAUGUAGUUGUGGAGACUUCUUGCACAAAUGGUGAAGCUUGUGAUCAUGUGACAUUGAAGAGUGGAAAAAUUGAAGAAGGCCAAAAUAUGUCUAGUAGCAACUGUUCUAUUUUAUCUGAUGAGACAGUGGCGAUGGAGUCUAUUACUUCAGUCGGAGAAGCUUCUUGUGAUCAACUACAAGUUGAAACAAACAGUGAUAGUAAAAGGGAGCUAUCUGCGACUACUUUAAAUGUCGCUGAGCAGACAGCCUCAGUUAGGAGCUUUGGAUCAUUUGAUGUUAAGGUCAGAAAGAGAAGAAGAGAAGUUGACCAGUUAACAAAUGACAGUCCCAAUCCAAAGAGCUUUGUAAGAGGUCCGUGUGAAGGGUUGAGGCCCAGAAGAAUGGGGAUAAUAGAUGCGACCACGAGCAAUAGUGAAGCUACUGAUACGGAGAAAUCAGCUGUGGAGAAUAAUGCAGUAGCAAAGAGGGUGAAGAAAUAUCCGGAUGUUUCAGUUACCCAUCCGAAGAAGAAGAAGAAAGAGAUGACGAAGAGACCUCACAAGUGUGAUAUAGAAGGUUGCGGGAUGAUGUUCGAGACCAAAGCAGAGCUAGUGCUGCACAGUCGAAAUCAAUGCCCAUAUGAAGGGUGCAGGAAGAAAUUUAGCUGUCACAGGUACGCACUCAUCCAUCAAAGAGUUCACGAGGACGAUAGACCACUGAAAUGUCCAUGGAAGGGUUGCAAGAUGUCGUUUAAGUGGGCAUGGGCAAGGAUUGAGCACAUCAGGGUGCACACAGGCGAGAAGCCGUACCAGUGCAAGGUUGAGGGCUGCGGGCUUCGUUUCAGCUGCUCAGAAUCAAUUAGCAGAGCUCAUUUCCCUGAUGGCUUCAUUUUUGGGACAGCAUCCUCUGCUUAUCAGUUUGAAGGAGCUGCAACAGAGGGAAACAAAGGAGCAAGCAUAUGGGAUACCUUCACACAAAAGCCAGCUGGAAGAAUUUUGGAUUUCAGCAAUGCUGAUGUUACAGUGGAUCAAUACCACAGGUUUCAGGAUGAUAUAGGGUUGAUGAAAGAUGUGGGAAUGGACGCCUACAGAUUCUCCAUCUCGUGGGCAAGAAUCUUCCCAAAUGGAACAGGGAAACUCAAUCCAGAAGGCAUAAGUUACUACAACGACCUCAUUGAUGGAUUACUAGAAAACGGAAUCCAGCCUUAUGUGACUCUAUAUCACUGGGAUCUUCCGCAGAUGCUUCACGACAAGUCUGGAGGAUGGUUGAGCAAGCAGAUUGUAGAGGACUUUGAGCAUUAUGCGUACACCUGCUUCCAUGCUUUUGGGGACAGAGUGAAGAAUUGGAUAACCUUCAACGAGCCUCACAAUUUCGCCAUACAAAGCUAUGAUUUCGGUAUUCAAGCACCUGGGAGGUGCUCCAUUAUUGGCCAUCUGUUCUGCAAGGAAGGAAAUUCAUCAUCAGAACCCUACAUUGUAGCCCACCACAUCCUCUUGUCACAUGCAGCUGCUUACCAUAGCUACAAAUCACAUUUCAAGGAGAAACAAGGAGGUCGAGUUGGGAUAGCACUAGAUGCCAAAUGGUUUGAACCAUUAUCUGAUGCUGACGAGGACAUAGAUGCUGCAAAUAGAGCGAUGGACUUUUCACUUGGAUGGUUCCUUGAUCCAAUUUUCAUGGGUAGAUACCCACUUUCGAUGACAAAGCUUGCUGGCGAAAGAGUACCUGAGAUCUCCUCAAAGAUGGCAAAACUCGUUACGGGGUCACUAGACUUUGUUGGGCUCAACCAUUAUACGACAUCUUACGUUCGAAAUGAUAGAACGAGGUUCCGGAAGCUGAUAUUGCAAGAUGCUUCAACUGAUUCUGCAGUCAUCACUUCCUCUUACCGCAAUGGAAUCGCCAUAGGAAAAAAAGCAGCUUCCAGUUGGCUCAGGAUCGUCCCAUGGGGCAUCCGUAAGUUGAUGAAUUAUGUAAAAGACAAGUACGGAAACCCACUUGUGAUCAUAACAGAGAAUGGAAUGGAUGAUCUCAAUAGCCCAUUCAUAUCUAGAGACAAGGCGUUGCAGGACGAGAAAAGAAUAAAGUACCACAGAGACUAUCUCUCCAACCUGUUGGCAUCCAUAAGGGAAGAUGGAUGCAAUGUAGGAGGGUAUUUCGUAUGGUCCUUGCUAGACAAUUGGGAAUGGAACUCAGGGUACACCGUUCGGUUCGGGCUAUACUAUGUUGAUUACAACAAUAAUCUCACAAGAAUACCUAAGGAUUCUGUUAAAUGGUUCAAAAGUAUGCUGCUGAGAUCAGAAAGUACUGAAUUGGAUACCCAAUAUGUAAAAUUGCACAUACCCGAAACCAACCUCUCACAUAGUGCAGGCUGA
Linum trigynum is the source of this 5397-nucleotide messenger RNA. The record is from the annotation of a GenBank genome assembly. Lineage: Eukaryota; Viridiplantae; Streptophyta; Magnoliopsida; Malpighiales; Linaceae.